This is a messenger RNA of Ornithodoros turicata, 2862 nucleotides long. RefSeq lists its product as uncharacterized. The record is from RefSeq and is a predicted model, not a curated record. Lineage: Eukaryota; Metazoa; Arthropoda; Arachnida; Ixodida; Argasidae. The coding region runs from base 1 to 2862 and encodes 953 amino acids. Gene Ontology annotation, molecular function: zinc ion binding; nucleic acid binding. The transcript has 3 exons.
AUGCAGGGGGAUGAGUCUCGAGUUAUUUCAACCGGAGCAGGUUCGGACGAUGGUGUUCGGCGGUUUCGCAGCCCUGGAACGUUUGAUCCUGACAAGGAAGAUUGGAACCUCUAUGAGAUCAGGUUUCUAGCGGCUAUACGUGUGGCAAGAGUCACGGACGAUGCGGACAAGAGUGGACUUCUAAUUUCGUCGCUGAGUCCGGCAGUCUUCAAGCGGCUCUAUAACCUGCUGCAACCGAGGAACAUCAUGGAGGUACCUUUCAAGGAUCUUACUGCAACGUUAUCUGACCAUUUCACUCCGAAACGGUUCAAGGAGUUUGAGAGAUACAAGCUUUUCUCAAAUCGUCAAGAGGACGGUGAGUCAGUGAAGGAUUUCGUUGAGCGGUUGUCGGCAAUCAUUUCCCGCUGUGAAUAUGAAGGAGAGUCUGACGUCCGAGCAUGUUCCCUGAUGACAGCGUUCAUCGUAGGCCUCCGGGAUCAGCGCAUCCGCGCGCGACUUGUUCUGGAAAAGACCUUGACAAUGGACACAGCGAUCCGGCUCGCUGAAAGUUUUCUGGCCGCGGAGGAAGAGUCGAAGCAGUUGCAUGCAGAACCCUCUGUGCACAAGGUGACAGUCAAGCCGGAGAGCAAGGAACGAUGUUUCCGGUGUGGAAAUUCAAACCACUCGCAAGAAACGUGCAGAUUCCGCAACGAGGACUGUCACGCCUGUGGCAAAACCGGACACAUCUCGAAAAUGUGUCGUUCAUCCGCUUCACAGGGAACGCGGAAGAAAGGUAAACAUUUUCGGAAGGUGAAGCUUGUGACCGACGUGUUUCUUGCGGACGACCAAGACGGGAAGUUCAUUGCUUGUAGUAUCAAAGACAAGGACGUCAUCCUGCAGGUCGAUACGGGAUCGCGGGCAACACUUCUGGAUGAAAGGACGUUCAAGAGGUUGGGUGAGCCAGAGCUAUACCAAUCUCCGUACCGUCUUCGUGCUUUCAACAAGGACGAGAUACCACUUCGUGGAGCAGCAGAUCUCGAUGUUUCCAUAGGUGGAAGGGUAGAAAAGCUUCAGGCACUCUUUACCCGGAUGGAACAUACCAAUCUGCUUGGAAGGGAUUGGAUACGUGAGCUUGGCAUCGACCUCAACACAUUAUUCGUGGGCAAGAUAUUGACAGCUCCGAAGUUGGAAGGCGUCUUAGGAACGUACCCGGAUCUUUUUCGAAGCCAACUAGGAAGGUGCACCAAGGCUUUAGUCCACCUUCAUCUCAAGAAAGACGCUGAGCCGAAAUUCUUCAAGCCCCGGCCGAUCCCUUUUGCGUCUCGGGAAGCGGUUGAAGCUGACCUGCAACGGCAAGUACAGAAUGGGGUGCUGGAACCUAUCGAGGUGUCGGAAUGGGCCACUCCCAUUGUAGUGGUGCCCAAGCCAAAUGGAGCCGUACGAGUCUGCGGAGACUUCAGCGUCACUGUGAAUCCGCAGAUCGAAAUCGCACAGUACCCGUUACCUAGACCUGAAGAACUUCUGGCGACAUUAAAUGGCGGUGAAAAGUUCACGAAAUUAGACUUGUCCGAAGCAUACCUACAGAUGGAGCUGGACGAAGAAGCUAAGAAAAUCUUGGUGAUCAAUACUCACAAGGGCCUUUUUCAAUUCAAUCGAAUGCCCUUCGGCAUCGCAUCUGCCCCAGCCGUUUUCCAGCGUACCAUGGAACAGGUGAUCGCAGGGAUUCCUUCUGUAGCCUGUUAUCUCGACGACAUCAUCGUGACUGGCCGAAACGACAAAGAGCAUCUGGAAACCUUAGAGCAAGUUUUGUCACGUCUCCGCGAGUUCGGCUUCACUCUCAAGAGGGAGAAAUGUGCCUUCCUGCAGCGGCAGGUUGAGUAUUUGGGACACGUGGUUACUGCGGAAGGUUUCCGACCAUCACCCAAAAAAAGUAUCAGCGAUUCUGAACAUGCCACCGCCAACACAAGUUUCAGAACUGCGCUCAUUUUUGGGGCUGAUGCGUUUGAAACAAUCAAGAGGAAGCUCGCCUCCGCUGAAGUACUCACCCAUUAUGACCCACGGAAGGACAUAUUUCUGGCGGUGGAUGCUUCUUCGAAAGGUAUUGGGGCCGUCAUCUAUCAUCGCAUCAACGGCGAAGACCGACCGAUUGCGCACGCUUCGAAGACACUGACACCAGCCCAGACAAAAUAUGCUCAAAUAGAACGGGAAGCCCUUGCUAUUAUUUUUGGCGUCCGAAAAUUUCAUCAGUAUUUGUGGGGACGGAAGUUUACACUCUUCACCGACCACAAGCCGUUAACUGUAAUUUUUGGACCCUCAAAGGGCAUUCCCGCGACAACGGCGAGUCGUCUGCAACGGUGGGCCAUCAUUCUAAUGAGCUACGCGUUCGACAUACAGUUUAAAUCGACGACGAACAUCGCAAAUGCAGAUGGCCUGUCUAGGUUGCCCGAAGGCGCCGAUCUGGAGUUCGAUCAGCAAAUGGAAGAAGGUAUUUUCAACGUUGUGGACGAGGAGAUUAAUGCGGUGCAGGAUUUUCGCAUGCACACUCUUCCAGUCAGAGCUAAGCAGAUUGCUGAGGCGACUCUUCAGGAUCGAUACUUGAAGCAAGUAAAAGAGUACAUUGCAAGUGGCUGGCCCGAACGCGUAGAACAGGAGUUGGUUCCGUACUGGCAACGACGAGCUGAACUUACAACACACCGUGAGUGCGUUCUUUGGGGCCUACGCACCGUUAUACCUCAAAAGUAUCGCGCAGCCCUUCUGGAUACGCUCCACGAGUGUCAUAGCAAGAGGUUCCUGUGCCACUUCACCAAUGGGAGCCGCCGGAUAAGCCGUGGUAUCGUCUGCACGCAGAUUUUGCAGAGCUUCAUGGGAAGCAUUAUCUCAUAG